This is a messenger RNA of Aspergillus lentulus, 2703 nucleotides long. RefSeq lists its product as uncharacterized. Lineage: Eukaryota; Fungi; Ascomycota; Eurotiomycetes; Eurotiales; Aspergillaceae. The record is from RefSeq and is a predicted model, not a curated record.
AUGGCUUACAACGCCGUUUCCCAGGCCGACGUCGAAGUGGCCUCCAACGCGACCGAUUCUGACGCCUCCCGCAGUCCAUCACUGCAGUCGCACCAGCGCCCCACCUUUCAGCCACUGCCCCUAGAUACAGAGCAUAUCGGAGGAGGGAGUUAUUUACAACCGGCAAAGACCGCAGAGGACACCGGAUUUGGCAGCUUGAGCUCCAUAUUACGGCCCAUAACAUCGACCAGCUACGACAUGGUCGAGGAAGACGACUACGAGGAAACGAACCCUGGCGCAGAUCGACGGUCCGACGAUCUUCGUCGCGUGAUUCCUCCGCUCGACACUACUUCCAAGCCACAAGUGCAAACAGACUCCGAUGAACCACCCCUGCGGACUCCCAUCACCGAUACGCCGGUACCUCUCAGUCAUCCGACGCCAGAUCUCCAGUCCUUACAAGGAGCGUAUGUCACUAAUGUGGAGAGGUUGGAGAGGAGUGCGGAACGCUUGAGCUCGAGCUCGGCGGAUAUUGCGAGUGAGAUUCGAAAGAUGAAUCUCGAGCAGAAGAGGCGCUCGUGCAGCUCCGUCUCGAACUCUGUUCUCCAAUACAACACGGAAGGCUCCCCCUUGAGGAACAACAUUUCCAGCCCUCAGGGCUCCACUCGUUCGGCAUCUCGUUUGACGCAAGUGUCGGAAAGUGGAAAUGAGGGUAUUUUCACCCAGCCUGCGUUUGGGACUGCCCCUGAGCACAUUUCUCCGCCUCAAGAGACCUUUUCCCACCAGUCCCCCGCCGAUUUUCCUGGUCGGCACGGUCAUGGUGCAGGCUACGAGAUUGAGAGGCCUUCGUCUGCAGCUUCCGGUGACACCUUUCAACAAGCGAGGGUUCUGUUCACCGAUUUUGACGGCGUCCAUUUUGUUGACAAAGGUCCGGACCCCAUGCGCCAUGUGUCGCUGACCCGACCGCCUCUCGCAAGUAGCUCCGAGUCGUACAAGGAACCACAGGUGGGAAAUAAUAUGGUAUACUACCCUGCGCCUGUUCCGAUGAUGCUGAAUUUACCGCCUCGGCUAUCGCACAGCCGUGAUGCGGAGCGGGAACGAGAGAAACGUCGCACCCAGCUCCUCAGCACAGUUGCUCCGGAGAACAGGAAAUCCGCGCCAUGGCUGUCUGGUCAAAUUCAAGAGGAAGCGAACGGCCAGAAAAAUUACAAAGAUUUGCCUCCGCAACUUCGAGCGAGCGUCUUUUUUGACACGCCGGCCGCACCGCUGGAAAUCGAAGUGAAACAGGCUUCGGCCGUCGAAACGCUUGAGAGCAUACUGGAUGCCUCCGCGCAUGCCCCUGUUACUGCCUUUACAGAACAUCCCUUCGCUGGGAACGUAGGGUCAGAUGUAUAUCGGAACGCCAAGCCCAAGUCGUCCCAUCCGAAUCUAUACGAACAAAGGAAGAAACGUGCAUCGAGAACCAAUCUCGUCUCUGAGUAUCGUACUUCCAAUCCUGAUCUCAGAGCGGCCUCCAUCGCGUCCCAUCCAUUACAUAAGCAAACUGAAGCAGACGCUGCGGUUAGACAUGAAAAUGCCGCUCCACAUGCGGAUGAUGAUGCUUACGAUGAACAGUCAGAGAGCGAUGAUUCCGAAACGGGGGAUGAAGAAUCAGAGGAGGAGGACGAACCAGAUUUCGAAUACACAGGUCCCCCGAAUACUCUGCUAGCAGAGCUAGAAAUGCGAAAGCAGGAACUUAAACAGCGGCGGCGGACAGCCGCUGCCUCCAAUGGAAUGCACUCCACCCUUCUUCAGCUUGAGGCUGUCGCGCAGAAGCAAAGUGAGCACAGGCGGCAAAAACCGGUUACAUUAGCUUGGGAAGAUCCCGACGUUCACAAGCACGAGGAGGAUGAGGAUGAAGACGUUCCCCUGGCCGUGCUCUUCCCUGAGAAAGCCAAUGUCCCCGACGAGGCCAGACCAUUGGGUCUCAUGGAGAGAAGGGAAUUGGAGGAGAGUGAGCCGCUAAGCAGACGUCGCGCGAGGCUGCGAGGAGAGCCUUUGCCCUUGGCCAGCCUUGAUAAGCGCCCAACCACCAUGUACACUCAAAAUAUGCCGGAGCCCGCGCAGCCGGACAGCGAAGACGAGGGAGAGACCCUAGCGCAGCGCCUUAAGCGUUUGAAAGCCAAGGACCGCACCAGCACUGUCGCAGAGAGUGAGUUUGCGAGUGAAAUCCUUGCCGAACUAAGCCAUCUACACGAGGACGAACCGAAGGACAAGGAAACCGAAGCCGCGCCCGAAGACGAGACUCUGGCUCAACGACGAGAGCGGCUUCGAAGGGAGGCCGCCGCUCAGAAGAAGGCGACGCAAGCUCCAAGAUACCGGAGAAGUAUGGCGGACAUCCUUCAUGCCCGUCCGAUCAGCGUCGGGCAACCGCCCACGAACGAGCCUGCUGCUCACCGUGGACCGACCCAUCAGCGUUCAUACGACAACCGUCUAUCAACACAGCAACUGCCGUUCAAUUUUGGGAAUCCAGCUGCGGCAGGAUUUGCGCAGAACCAAGGACUUGCGGCGGCAAAUCCUCAGACUUUGGGGAUGGUGCACCCGAACACAUUCUACAGCGAUGCUAUCUUGGGGAUGAAUCAUCUGAGCUAUGCUAUGCCUCAUAACUACCAUUCCAAAGUCUUACAGCCUGUGGUUGAUAAUGGCCAACGGGAGAUCAUUGAUCGUUGGAGGCAAAGCAUCAGAUAA